This is a messenger RNA of Eublepharis macularius, 3566 nucleotides long. Its product is annotated as zinc finger protein 345-like. Lineage: Eukaryota; Metazoa; Chordata; Lepidosauria; Squamata; Eublepharidae. The coding region runs from base 150 to 2588 and encodes 812 amino acids. The transcript has 6 exons. Gene Ontology annotation, biological process: regulation of transcription by RNA polymerase II. Gene Ontology annotation, molecular function: RNA polymerase II cis-regulatory region sequence-specific DNA binding; DNA-binding transcription factor activity, RNA polymerase II-specific. The record is from RefSeq and is a predicted model, not a curated record.
GAGGCCGCACCGGAGGACUUUCUGCAAAAGGGAGUGGUGAAGGUGUCCCAAGGCCGCAGCGGCGAGCCCUCCGAGAUGGCGCCAGGCCCCUGGAGCAGCGGAAUCUGGAAAGCAAAUGUUAACCAGGCAGCAGUGAAAAGGCUCCCUUGAUGGCUUCUCCACCGUCUCCUCCAUUUGGUGAAGGGAAAAGACCAGCCAUGCGGCCAGCUCAGAGUCUGGUGUCCUUCGAAGAGGUGGCUGUGCGUUUCACCCGGGGGGAGUGGAGCCUGCUGCGGCCGGCCCAGAGAGCCCUGUACAAGGAAGUCAUGCUGGAGAACUUUGGGAUCGUGGCCUCUCUGGGACCUCAAGUUGCCAAACCUGAACUCAUAUCCCGGCUGGAAGAGGAGGAAUUGCUGUUUCUCCCAGGCUCAGAUGAAGAGGAGGAAUUGGUGGCAGGAGGCGUGUGGGAGUCAGCAAAUGACACAAAAGAAUAUCCAGUGAUGGAGAAAGAGGAAAUGUAUUCAGAUGGAAAAGAAAAAACUGAAUAUUGUGAUGAACUGAAGGAGGAAGGAAAAGAUCCUUAUGAAGUGGGAAAUUAUUCCAGUCUAUUAGAGUUGAGUGACUCUAUACAGGAAAACCUAUACCCAGGCACUAUGAACAGGAAUGAGCUUACUGCAAGCAGGGAAAAAAUCCCCAACAAAUCAGAUAUUAAUAUUGAAUGGAGCACAUGUAACAAAAAGAAAAUAUUUCAGUUCCUGGAGGGUGGGAAAAGCUCCAGCUGGAGUGAUAACCUUACUUCCCAUCAAAGAAUUCACUCAGGGGAGAAACCAUACAAAUGCCUGGAGUGUGGGAAAAGUUUCAGUCAGCGUAGAAUCCUUUCUUCUCAUCAAAGGAGUCACACAGGGGAGAAACCCUAUAAGUGCCUGGAGUGUGGGGAAAGCUUCCAUUGGAGUUCAGGCCUUACCUCACAUAAAAGCGUUCACAGUAGGGAGAAACCAUAUCAAUGCCAGGAGUGUGGAAAAGGUUUCACUUGGGGUUAUAAUCUUUCUUCCCACCAAAGAGUUCACAGAGGUGUGAAACCAUAUACAUGCCUGGAGUGUGGGAAAAGCUUUUAUUGGAGUUCAGGCCUUACCAUUCAUAAAAGGGUUCAUACUGGGGAGAAACCCUAUAAAUGCCUGGAGUGUGGGAAAAGCUUCCGUACGAGUUCAGACCUUGCAUCACAUGAAAGGAUUCACACUGGGGAGAAACCAUAUAGAUGCCUGGAGUGUGGGAAAAGCUUCAGUCGGAGUGGAAAUCUUACUUUCCAUCAAAUAAUUCACUCAGGGGAGAAGCUGUAUAAAUGCCUUGAGUGUGGGAAAAGUUUCAGUCACCGUAGAAUCCUUUCUUCUCAUCAAAAGAUUCACACAGGGGAGAAACCCUAUACAUGCCUGGAGUGUGGGAAAAGUUUCAGUGACCGUAGAAGACUUUCAUCUCAUCAAAGGAUUCACACAGGGGAGAAACCUUAUACAUGCAUGGAGUGUGGGAAAAAUUUCAUUCACCGUAGAAGCCUUUCUUCUCAUCAAAGGAUUCACACAGGGGAGAAACCCUAUAAAUGCCUGGAAUGUGGGAAAAGCUUCAGUCGGGGUGACAACCUUUCUUCCCACCAAAGACUUCACAGAGGUGUGAAACCAUAUACAUGCCUGGAGUGUGGGAAAAGCUUCCAUUGGAGUUCAGGGCUUACCUCACAUAAAAGGGUUCACACUGGGGAGAAACCAUAUAAAUGCCUGGAGUGUGGGAAAAGCUUCAGUCGGAGUGGAAAUCUUACUUUCCAUCAAAUAAUUCACUCAGGGGAGAAGCUGUAUAAAUGCCUUGAGUGUGGGAAAAGUUUCAGUCACCGUAGAAUCCUUUCUUCUCAUCAAAAGAUUCACACAGGAGAGAAACCCUAUACAUGCAUGGAGUGUGGCAAAAGUUUCAGUGACCGUAGAAGCCUUUCAUCUCAUCAAAGGAUUCACACAGGGGAGAAACCCUAUACAUGCAUGGAGUGUGGCAAAAGUUUUGGUGACUGUAGAAGCCUUUCUUCUCAUCAAAGGAUUCACACAGGGGAGAAACCCUAUACAUGCAUGGAGUGUGGGAAAAAUUUCAUUCACCGUAGAAGCCUUUCUUCUCAUCAAAGGAUUCACACAGGGGAGAAACCCUAUAAAUGCCUGGAAUGUGGGAAAAGCUUCAGUCGGGGUGACAACCUUUCUUCCCACCAAAGACUUCACAGAGGUGUGAAACCAUAUACAUGCCUGGAGUGUGGGAAAAGCUUCCAUUGGAGUUCAGGCCUUACCUCACAUAAAAGGGUUCACACUGGGGAGAAACCAUAUAAAUGCCUGGAGUGUGGAAAAGGUUUCAGUCAGAGUUCACAACUUAAUGUUCAUCAAAGAAUUCACUCAGGGGAGAAACCCUAUAAAUGCCUGGAGUGUGGGAAAAGCUUCCGUUCGAGUUCAGACCUUACCUCACAUCAAAGGGUUCACACUGGGGAGAAACCCUACAAAUGCUUCGAGUGUGGGAAAAGCUUUUCUUGGCGUGAUAACCUUACUUCCCAUCAAAGAAGACACUUAGGGGUGAAACCAUAUAAAUGCUUCUAGUGUAGGAAAAGUUUUUCUCGGAGUGAAAAGCUUACUUCCCAUCAAAGAAUUCACUUGGGAGAAGACCUAUAAAUGCUUGGAGUGUGGGAAAAACACUCAGAGUGGCGGUAUUGCUGUCCAUUAAAGGAUUCACACUGGAAAGAAACCUUAUAAAUGCCUGGAGUGUGAGAAAAGCUUCCAUUCAAGUUCUAUCCUUAUCUUACAUGAAAGGAUUCACACUGGGGAGAAACCCUACAAAUGCCUGGAGUGUGGAAAAGGUUCAGUUGGAGUGAUAAACUUACUUCCCAUCAAAGAAGUCACUUAGGGGUGAAACCAUAUAAAUGCUUCAAGUGUGGGAAAAGUUUUUCUUGGAGUGAUAAGCUUACUUCCCAUCAAAGAAUUCACUCGGGAGAAGACAUAUAAAUGCUUGGAGUGUGGGAAAAACACUCAGAGUGGAGGUCUUGCUGUCCAUUAAAGGAUUCACACUGGAACGAAACCUUAUAAAUGCCUGGAGUGUGGGAAAUGCUUCCGUUCAAGUUCAGUGUUAUAUCUGACUGUACCCAUUCAUCCAUGCCAAUAUUAAUUCUGAUGGUUAUGUUCUAAUGCCAGUUACUUUGAUGCUUGAGUGUCAGUUAAGGUCAAUAUUGUCAUAAGCCUGGAGUGUUUCAGUUUCCUAUUACUAAUAUUCUAGUGGAUUCUCACACAGGCAGGUGGCUGCCUAUUUACAACUUUGAACUUUAGACUACGAUGUGUCUUUCCUCUUUGUAGCAUGAUAACAUAAAUAUGCAAACUGUUCUCACACAGAAAGAACAACAAUGUAUGUUUGGGCAUUAGGAGGGGGAAGGAAAGUCGGGUAGAAAAGAGAAGUGUAUUGCCCAUGUGGUCAUUCUCGUCAAACAUCUAUGCAAACUACUUAGAUGCUUACCUUACUUCUAAGUAGACCUUUGGAUCUGAAUAUAUAAAACUGACUGAUUUCUGAAUAAAAGUCAUUUAACCAAG